CGUGACGCGGCCUUAGGAAAAUCGUCCGAAGUUUCUCAAACAGGCAGUUCUCAACUUCGACAACUUCCAUCAAUUAUACGUAUCAACGCCCAUCUCCUUGUUGAUAUAAUAAUUCCCCAGUCAACACUCCAUCAUAACUGGUGGUCUACCACCAUUUAUCGCAUCCUUGCGGCCUGGUCUAUACUGGAAUCGCACUUCUGAUCACUGGAACGUGGACUACCUCCGCCCCACGCCAAUUUGAGAACAAACCGCCCUCCAGGCUAAAUAGACUAUUUUGAUCUUGGACAACUAGGGGGGAAAGAAACAAAUAAAGAUUUUGGCAAGUUUAAUACUUAGGGAUCAUGGUUUUUUGCAAAUGCGCUACUACGAACAGCUACCUGCUUGCAAAAUCAAACAAAUUACAUAACAGUCGGGCAAACCAGGAAUACGUGUGACACCGAAAGGAAUGUACAUGUACGUGUACAUGUACAUGAAUUCAUCUUUCCUUCGGAUUUGUUCACAGUUAUGCGCCAUCAACUAAGGGUGUCAACCAAUCAGUUUGGCUUCUUUAUGCAACUCCCACAUGAUGCAGGGUCCAAGUUCAUCCACACGCUUGUCGACCUGUUUAAAUCCACAUUUCAUUAAAACCCGAUUGCUGGCCCCAUUUAAAGCGUCGGUAACGGCAUGCAGGACCAAGUCAUUCUUAGGCUUUGACAGUGGAUCACUGUUAUUCUCUGGGUGAACUGUGGCAGCAAAUCCCCACCAUACGUCGAUGGCGGCCCGAACGGCUUCGGUUGCAUAUCCUUUCCCCCAGUAGUCGGGAUGUAAGAGGUAUCCAAGUUCGGUCCCGUCGUUUCUUUUGUAGAAGCCAAUACACGCGAUCGCCCGGCUUAAAUUGGAAGCUUCGAACACAGUUAAACCGAGGGCGUCCGGUCGGUUGACCUUAAGCAGAUGUUCCUUGGUGGCAGCGAUGUCGGCGUCAGGGACCCUAGUGCUACUGUUGGAUGUGAGUGUUAUUCUCUAGUUGAUACCCAUUGCACUCGCUUUCUAUAGACCAACAGCGGAUAGGAGUGCGAACUGGGACAAGAGAAGGGCAAUAACAUGUGCUUUGCUAUCUACAAAAGCAUAAUGAUCGGAGUGCAUGGGGAAGGGAAUCGGCGAAAUAUACGGGUAUUGGAGAAAAGCCAAUUUCUUUCGCGAGAGGAGGGGGUUCAUAAGCUCAAGCAAAUGUGCGGUUCAAUGUUACCUCCACUUCAUGACAUCCAUCCGUGAACGGAUAGCAAAUAUAUCGUUUGCAUCCAACUCGGGAACCAAAUGUCUCAUGAACAAUCUCGAUGUUCGGAUUUCGAGUGGGACGUCAGAAAUCGGGGCCGCAUGCUGAGGUUCAGCGGUGGUCGUUGGUUCUGAGCCGUUUUCCAUUUUCGGGCUCAACUAAAAUUCAGACUUUCAAACGCAAUUCGGAAUUGAUUUAUUAUUAUCGAUGGCCAGUUUCACAGUCAGCGGUUGUCCGGCUACCAUGAUCCACCAGUUCUGAAGAUCUCGAACCUUUGCGAGAGAUGAAAUGAGACAGAACAUCGUGGUGGGCGGGGAAGCGCCAAACCGCGAUGAGGAGUGUCGCCAAAUCGACACGAGAUUUCCUUGGCAUGACUCAAGUUGCCAACGGGAUAAGUGUUGAUAUCGUCGCUUCCAGGUCGGAGACUUAUCCGCAUUCGUCCGGUCAAUAUUAAUUCUCGACGUCAGCGAAUGCCGGCGAACAAGUUUUUCCGGAACGGACAUGUCAGGUUGAACAUGGUCCAUGUCAGAUUUAAGCUGCGUCACAAGUUCACAAAAGCUGUUUGAAAGCGCGUCAUUUGUGAGCUUACGGCCGAUAGUUGAUCAGCCCGACCAAGCCUUGGUGUGAUGGCUUGGCAAGGGAUGCCCAAGCUCCGAGCUUGUUGGCGGGCAUCUCAGCCCUGCAAGGUGGCUGAAUGCUUUCCCAACGGUGUCUGAUGCUUCUUGCUGCUGCUAACAGUCAUGGACGCAUCCCCGUGCAACAUCAGCUUGCGUAUCUCAAUGGGUGGAUGAUAAUGGGGAGGGAAUCGUUCGCUUCAUUAAUCUAAAACAUAUUAUUGCUUGCCCACCUUGCUCUCGCUAUAACGAGGUGUGAGGUUGUGACUUUGUUGGUGCAUUAUCAAUUAUUCAGGAACUUCUGGGGCUCCUUGAAUUUUGUCUUCGAGACAUGUCGGGCCUUGUAGCAAACCAAACAGAACCAUCGCCUAGAUUAAUUAACUUCGAGGGACAAGGGGUCCAGAUAAAAACUGCCCCUUCAAAAAACUCCAUGGAAGCUCUAUGAAGGCACGUCAGAGCUACUUGUUAGCGGGCUUAUUCAUACUGGUUUGACUUAUUCAGCCAGGACACAUGCGGCACGAGCCCGGGCAUCUCACAUUUGACGAGCAAGCAAAAACUUAGAUUGACCAAUAAAACGAGUCUAAACCAUCCUAUGACUAGCGAUUUCAAGGUCGACCUUGUUUACGCUAACACCUCAUCUCCUAAUAUUUUGAGCUAUUUUUAUAUUCUUGCUCCAGGGGCUUUCUCGACGGCAUAUAUAUCCCUUCUCUAUUUAAGAGCAUUGGUCCUCACUUCUGACUUCCUCAGUUCCUGGGUAUCAAAUUGAACGACAGAGAUAAAAUAGCCAGCCCUAUUUGUAUACUCCCUUCUUUUUAUUUCAAUUCCUAUUUCCCCGCAAAAGACCCAGAUUGCCAGAGAUGGGAAGAUUUAGCGACUGCACAGAGAUAACUCUGCAAUGCCCUGUUGAGGCGACUAUCUAUGGGUACCAGCCUAAUCCGGUAGUCAACCUGAUAUGCCUUAUUAUCUUUGGGGUACUAUUUUUUGUUGCCGUUUGGCAGACCAUCAAAUACAAGACAUACUCAUUCGGGAUUGCUAUGUCUGUAGGCUGUUUGGGUGAAGCCAUAGGAUAUGGUGGCCGACUCAUGCUCAAUAGAAACCCCUGGGACUCCAUUGGUUUCCAAAUCCAGAUCUGCACUCUCAUCAUCGCACCGUCAUUCUUCACUGCCGCCAUAUACCUCACGCUAAAACAUAUAUGUCUCGCUUUGGGGCCUCAUCUAUCAGUCAUAAAGCCAUGGCUCUAUACGUGGAUAUUUAUCAGCUUCGACGUGCUAUCCCUUACGCUCCAGGGUAUUGGUGGCGGCCUCGCAUCAAGUGGGGAGACCGAAUCAGACAAAGAUAUGGGAGCACAAAUCAUGCUUGCUGGUAUCGUGUGGCAAGUCGUCACAUUGAUUAUUUUCGGUGGUUUGGCAGGGCACUUCUUCUGGCGCCUGCUUGGCGAAGGUGGCCGCCGAAUGACCGUCGAGUCUCAGAAAGUGUGGGGGAACACAAAAUUCAGAAGGUCCCUCAUUGGCUUGGGUAUUUCAUUCUUCAUGAUCUUUGCUCGAUGCACUUAUCGAAUCGCCGAGAUGGUCGGAGGAUGGGCCAAUCAUAUUAUGCAAGACGAAGUCUCAUUUGUGAUUCUAGAAGGAGUUAUGUGCAUAAUCGCUGCCAUUCUUCUUACUGUCUUCCAUCCAGGCACCCACUUCCCUCAAAUGCGAACAGAUUAUCAGAAGAGCGUUGACCAGUUCUCGAUGGUUUCGCGCCAACAAACUGAAGCCGCAUAUGUCGAAGUUGACCGCCAGCCACUCAUCGAUGGUCAAAAUCAAGAUUCGGAAUACCGAGGCGGCCUAGCGCCAGGCGCCAUGGUGCCUCCUGCGCCGUGAGCGGGACAAGAUCGCAGACCGAAUUGCUGUAGGAUAUUGGCUUAACCGACUGAUGGGCUUUAUGACAAAUGGUUUUUCUUUCUAAUUACGGGCAUGAGAUAUGAACGAACAUAAGGAGUUAUUUUCUUUUAUCCUUGAUUGAAUGUCCUAGACUCUGAUAUUUUUUCUCUAUAUCAAUGCUGUGGUAGAGCGAAAUCACAUGUUUUCCCUCAAAUUUACUAACCAAAACCUAUUUCAUUCCGGUGGGAUUAUAAAUGUGAUAUGUUGAAAGAAAACAAGCUACACGAAUCAGUUACUUAGAAAGGAAUGAGGACAAAGGUAAAUUGUUAGAAGAAAAUAUAUCACCCUAUAUUGCGCCAUCGCUCGUCUAUCAUGAGAUGAGAGAAGUGCGUUAAAACAAAAAUCGAAAAAAUUUCGGCUCCAUAGUUCUCGUAUCAUUCGUUGUAUAUCGUUCAUUAUCGUCAUUAUCGUUGGUCAUGAGUUGUGAUACCUGGGGUAGGGUGUGAGGCCCCAAGUGUGAGAAACAGUCGUGUUCAUCUUCCAAUCUCAGAAGAAAACCAAAAUAAAAACAUAAAACUCCAAAGUAUGAAAUAUGCAACUCUAAAUCCACCUCCAUCACACCUUGUUCGAUACUGGAAAGUCAGAAGGGGUAUCCAUGUAACUUCGAAAUAAGUAUCACACAACCCCAGAACCAUCGUCCAGUGUGACGAACAUCUCGACUUGGCCGACUCUCCGCAGCCGAUCAAUCCCAAGAUGUUCCUGCCCGUCACGGCCAUGGUACAAGCCAAACGCAUAUAGCGCUUUUUCGCCCUCCCCAGGUGGCGC
This is a messenger RNA of Blastomyces gilchristii SLH14081, 4553 nucleotides long. RefSeq names its product RTA1 domain-containing protein. The transcript has 5 exons. Bases 2724 to 3728 code for a protein of 334 amino acids. Lineage: Eukaryota; Fungi; Ascomycota; Eurotiomycetes; Onygenales; Ajellomycetaceae. The record is from RefSeq and is a predicted model, not a curated record. Gene Ontology annotation, cellular component: fungal-type vacuole; plasma membrane.